AUGAAACGAUCCGUUCGGCCUCUCUUCAGCGCCCUCCUCUUCGGCUUCCUCGCCGCCACACUCAUCUGCAGAGUGGCGAUUCGCCGGAGAAGCUUCUCCUUCAGCUCCGCCAUCGCCGAGCUCGGUACCUCCGGUCUCAUGACGCAAGAGUUUGUGUUCAACGAUACGCUGCUGGAAUUCGCCGCCAUUGAUCCCGGCGAGCUCAAAUUCAAGCAGGAGGUCGAUCUGAUUUCCGAUUACGACAACACUCGGAGAAGCCACCGCCGCUAUUUUAGCUCCAUGUCAAGGCCGAUCGAUGGCCGCCGAGGCAUUCCUUCCAAAUUCCCGGUAACGCUUCGCUCCCCUCAGGUUUAUCGUUACUGGUCCGAGUUCAAGAGAAAUCUACGGCUCUGGGCUCGUAGAAAAGCUUACGAACCGGAAAUCAUGCUUGAUUUGAUCAGACUAGUCAAGGAUCCGAUUGAUUCUGCUGCUUCUCUUUCCCUUCCGAGUAAAAGAUACUCAUCUUGUGCAGUGGUUGGGAACAGCGGCACAUUGCUCAGUAGCCAAUACGGAAGCCUCAUAGAUAAACACGAGAUCGUGAUUCGCCUGAACAAUGCCAAAACGCAGAGGUUCGAGAAGAAGGUCGGGUCGAAAACGAGCAUAUCUUUCAUAAACAGUAACAUUUUGCAUCUGUGUGCGAGAAGGGAAAGCUGCCAUUGCCAUCCCUAUGGCGAAACUGUGCCUAUCGUCAUGUACAUUUGCCAACCCAUUCACGUUUUGGACUACACCGUGUGCAAACCUUCUCACCGAGCUCCUCUGGUUGUCACGGAUCCGAGAUUCGAUGUCCUGUGUGCCAGAAUCGUCAAGUACUACUCGAUCAAGAACUUCUUGGAAGAAAAGAGAGUGAAAGGGUUUCAGGAUUGGAGCAAAGAUCACGAAGGUUCAUUGUUUCAUUACUCGUCCGGUAUGCAGGCAGUGAUGCUUGCGGUGGGAGUUUGUGAGAAAGUUAGCAUCUUCGGGUUUGGGAAGUCGAAUUCAACCAAGCACCAUUACCAUACAAAUCAGAAAGCAGAGCUCAAGCUUCAUGACUAUGAAGCGGAAUAUAAAUUGUAUCGCGACCUGGAAAACAAUCCCAGGGCCAUUCCAUUCUUGCCAGAAGCAUUCAAGAUCCCUUCGGUAAAAGUUUACCAUUGA
Molecule: messenger RNA, 1173 nt
Organism: Thlaspi arvense
Lineage: Eukaryota; Viridiplantae; Streptophyta; Magnoliopsida; Brassicales; Brassicaceae
Source: the annotation of a GenBank genome assembly